Molecule: messenger RNA, 1569 nt
Organism: Macadamia integrifolia
Lineage: Eukaryota; Viridiplantae; Streptophyta; Magnoliopsida; Proteales; Proteaceae
Product: probable protein phosphatase 2C BIPP2C1
Exons: 7
Coding region: 364-1467 (367 amino acids)
Biological process (GO): lipid transport
Molecular function (GO): lipid binding
Source: RefSeq, a predicted model, not a curated record
ACACCCCUAAGCCACCGCACCACAUCUCGCUCGAAGAUCUAUGGCAGACCGGGAGACUAAUGUCAUGAGGUUGACCUUGUCAAUCUGUACAAAUUUCUAAGCAUAUCAAUAGCCAAUCCCAGUUCCUUCGCUCCUUGCAAUCCUCUAAUUUCAGGAUCAUGAGGCUUUCUGGGAUCGUAGAACGAACUAAGAAAUUCGGAUAGAACUAAACCCAAAUUAGUUAUAAUUAGUAAGGAAUUAUACCUUGAUGUAUGUACUCUUCGAAGUUCCAAGUCUCAAAACACUCCAUAAAUUGUAUUAUUUUUGCUUAAUCCUUUCUGAGUUCUUUCUGUCCUGUUUGAUUUCUUUGGGGUUGGUCUAACAAUGGGGAAAGUUUGGUUGGUUUUUGUUGUUUUGGUGAUGUGUGUUGUUGCAGUGGAAUCCGCACAUCCACCGGCGUCGGCUGCCGACUGUUCGACUGUUAAACUGAAUAUAUCAGAUUGUUUCUCAUUCGUGGCUAAUGGAAGCAAAGAAUCGAAGCCGCAGAGCACUUGCUGUUCUGGGUUGAAGACGGUUUUGAAGACUAAUGCCGAGUGUCUCUGUGAGGGUUUCAGGAACAGUGCUCAGUUUGGGGUAGCACUUAACAUGACUAAGGCUCUCACUCUUCCUUCUGCAUGUGGGGUUUCUACUAUUUCCUUCAGUAACUGUGGGGAGAUAACGAGCUCAAUAGGGGGACUUUUCCUUUCUUCAGGUGCUGCAAUGUUGCCACAUCCUUCCAAGGCAUUGACAGGUGGAGAGGAUGCUUUUUUUGUCGCACCUAAUUGGUUAGGUGUAGCUGACGGAGUUGGUCAGUGGUCACUUAAAGGUAUUAAUGCAGGACUGUAUGCCCGUGAAUUAAUGGAGGCUUGUGCGAAGAUGGUUUCAGAAUUUCAAGGAGCUCAACUAAUUAAGCCAGAAGAAAUUCUUAUUCGAAGUGCUGCAGAAGCAAGUUCUUUGGGUUCGGCUACAGUUUUGGUUGUUUAUUUUGAUGGUCAGGCUCUCAAUGUGGCAAAUAUUGGGGACUCUGGUUUCAUCAUAAUAAGAAAUGGCUCUGUUUUUAGAAGGUCCUCCCCAAUGGUUCAUGGAUUCAAUUUUCCAUUGCAGAUUAGAAGAGGGGACGAUCCAUCAGAGCUUAUAGAGGGAUACAAAAUUGAUUUGGAUGAGGGCGACAUGGUUAUCACUGCAACAGAUGGGCUUUUUGACAAUCUUUAUGAACAAGAAAUAGAAAUGAUUGUAUCAAAAUCAUUGGAAGCCAGUCUGAAACCUAAGGAAAUAGCAGAAUUCUUAGCUUCAAGAGCACAACAAGUGGGGAAGUCAGAAUCAGCAAUGAGUCCUUUUGCAGAUGCUGCCAGGGCAGCUGGGUACACAGGAGAUAUUGGUGGUAAGCUUGAUGAUGUUACUGUUAUUGUUUCUUUUGUACAACAAAACUUCAACUUCCAGUCAGAGUGAUUCAAUCUUCAUUGUAUUCUUUUAAAUUUGCUUUUUUUGAUAAAUUUGUAUUCUGUAAUUUGAUGCUGUCAAUAUACCAAUAAGAUUUGCAGUUUUUCCCUA